AUGAUAUGUCUGGCUCUUUUCGGAGAUCAACCAAGAAAUGCAAAGGUCACUGAAAAGCUAGGAAUCUCUACAAAUCUAAGAAAAACUGAAAUCUCUUCGGAAAAAAUUGCAACAGCAAUUCGUGAGGUGCUAGAAAACGAUAGGUAUAGAUAUCUUUUGGAUAUUUCACGGUAUUGUAGCCCAACCUGUUCGGAUUUACAAUGUAAAGCGAAAAGAAAAACUCUAAGAAUGGAGCCAAGCAAUGUUUUCAGAUACCGAGCGACUGCCAGGAGACUAGCUCGUAUGGUUCGCAAGAAGCCUGUCUCUCCAAAAGAUUUGCUAAUAAAAUGGACCGAAUUCCUUGCCGAAUUCAAAACACUCGAAAAUUUAGUACCAGCUGGGAAUAAGUUGAAUUGGAUACAAUAUCACUCCGUAGAUGUGGUUCUAUUCUUAGCAACAAUUAUGUUUUCAGUAAUUCUCAUAUUUUAUAUUGUUGCUAAGCUUGUCCUUGCGUUGUUGUGCCGGCGUUUCAAGCAGAAUGAUGAGAAAAAAAUUCUUUAA
Messenger RNA from Necator americanus (New World hookworm), 540 nucleotides. RefSeq lists its product as uncharacterized. Gene Ontology annotation, molecular function: UDP-glycosyltransferase activity. The coding region runs from base 1 to 540 and encodes 179 amino acids. The record is from RefSeq and is a predicted model, not a curated record. Lineage: Eukaryota; Metazoa; Nematoda; Chromadorea; Rhabditida; Ancylostomatidae. The transcript has a single exon.